Messenger RNA from Entrophospora sp. SA101, 990 nucleotides. Lineage: Eukaryota; Fungi; Glomeromycota; Glomeromycetes; Entrophosporales; Entrophosporaceae. The record is from the annotation of a GenBank genome assembly.
AUGCAAAAUCCCCGAAAUAGUACACCCACAAUAACCCUUUCGGUUGAAUUAGAAGAUCCAAAUGAUCCAAAUGAUCCAGAAAAUGAAAAAAUCAACAACGAAAAACAAACAAAAGCCACAAUAGAAUUGAUAGAAAGAAGAGUUGUUGUAAUAUCAAUUUUAAUACCGUUUUCAAUCAUUGGAGCUCUUAUCAGGGUCAAGUUGACUAAUUGGCACUCGUAUCAAGAAGCUCCAGUAUUUUCACAAAUAUAUCCACAAUUUGUUGGAUGUGUGAUAAUGGGAUUUUGUUUAUCUAGGAAAAAUUUUAUUAUGGAAAGAUAUCUGCCUUUAUACUUUGGAUUAACAAUAGGUCUUUGUGGGUCUAUAACAACAUUUUCCUCUUGGAUUCUUUUAACAAUUAAAUUACUUAUCAAUUAUCCAAACAAUUAUUCAAAUGGACAAAAUGUUUUAGCUAGUUUGGCUGCUAUUGGAAUAACCAUAGGGAUGUCAGUAUCUGGAUUAAGAUUUGGAGAACACCUUGGAGAUUUUAUUUUAUCAAGUCAAAGAUUCAAAUCAACAAAUUUACACAAAAUUUCAACCAAACCAUUUAAUUUGAAGGAACUUUCUGUUAUUGAUUGGAUAAUUGUUGGAUUUAGCACAUUUGUUAGAUUGUGGCUAUCUAGAUACAAUAGGAUUACAAAAUUUUUCCCUAUUGGGACUUUUGCAGCAAACAUUUUAGGCUCUACUAUUCUUGGAAUUUUGUAUUUACUUGGCCAUGGUACUAUUUCAUCAAAUACAGGGUGUGACUUGAUUAGUAGCGGUUUAGCUGAUGGAUUUUGUGGAUGUUUAACAACAAUUUCAACUUUUGCUGCUGAAAUUACAACGCUUCCCAAAAAACGUGCAUAUGCAUACGCAUUAUCUAGUACCAUCACUGCUCUGGUUAUAGUGACUUUAAUCGUUGGCAGUUACAAUUGGAAAAUUGGAUUGUCAAAUACAUGUGAAAUCUUUUAA